CGAAGGCGAAGAAGAACGAUUUCCGGUAUAAACAAGAACAUGUGUUAAAUAACUCUCCUUGUGGAAGCUGGCGUCUGUCCCCACGAGCUUCGGACGCCGUCCUGUCGCUCGCUCUCCGUGAAUUGUGCUCGAGUUCCGACAUUGUCCCCGAAUGGCGGCGUCCGCCCACGUCUCCGGCGUCCGCUCGUUGUACAAGAGGAUUCUGGUCCUGCACCGGUUCCUGCCGAUAGACCUGCGAGCGCUCGGUGACCAGUACGUGAAGGACGAGUUCAGGAGACACCGAGGCGCGUCGGCCGCGGAGGCGAAGGGCUUCGUGGCGGAGUGGCAGCAAUACAAGGACACCCUGCAGACUCAGGUGCUGGAGUCGGCGGGGGAGCGGCUCGGCGCCGUCAAGUUCGGAGCCGAUCUCUCCGACAGGAAACUCAGCGACUUCCAGGAGGACCAGAUAGGCCAGCUGUACGAACUCAUGCUGGAGUCCACCAAACCCAACAGACAGUUUGACAUCCAGGAGGACGGCAAGUGAAGCUGCCAUUCAGACCCAACGAUAUUCCCCUCUGAGUGCUUCAGACGAAGAGCGCUCCUCAAAGGCCGAGUGGAGGCUUUUAAGAAUAUUUGAUUAUAUUUAAGUGCUGCAGUAGUAUCUCCGUGUUCCUGUGCUUGUCUCGUUUACUGCAACGAUAAGAAGAAGUUACUCGUGCUGCCACGCACGUGCAUUAAGAUGGCACUAAAUAGUUUCUUCUGUCAACUGUUUUUUUUUUUCUUUUUCAUAUGAAUACCAUUGUGAGCUCAUGGCUGUGAAGGAAAGGCUCUUCUGCACAUGCUCACAUCAGUAAUGUAUUCUGUUAGCCUCAGUGGUGAUCCCAUUGAUGGGAUGAAACCCACAUUUCAUUGUCCAUGUGGAAUUAUGCACUGUCGAAUCCAAAACCUUCACAAGAGCCACGAAUUGUGUUGAGGAGGGGGUUAGAGCUUUUACAGAAGUCAUCCCACGGUCGUUGAUUUGCCAUUUCCCCUCUCACAGACAUCACGUCAAUGAACAGGAAUCAGUCAUGCACCAUACAAAUGUGCCGACAGAAGUCCAACAUCAUUCUGAAUAAAGCUGCCACUGCUUUGAA
Scophthalmus maximus (turbot) is the source of this 1112-nucleotide messenger RNA. It is a transcript of the gene sdhaf3, whose product is annotated as succinate dehydrogenase complex assembly factor 3. The transcript is spliced from 2 exons. Bases 152 to 523 code for a protein of 123 amino acids. Lineage: Eukaryota; Metazoa; Chordata; Actinopteri; Pleuronectiformes; Scophthalmidae. Gene Ontology annotation, cellular component: mitochondrion; mitochondrial intermembrane space. Gene Ontology annotation, biological process: succinate metabolic process; mitochondrial respiratory chain complex II assembly. The record is from RefSeq and is a predicted model, not a curated record.